Molecule: messenger RNA, 1430 nt
Organism: Neolamprologus brichardi
Lineage: Eukaryota; Metazoa; Chordata; Actinopteri; Cichliformes; Cichlidae
Gene: mmp13b
Product: matrix metallopeptidase 13b
Biological process (GO): collagen catabolic process; proteolysis; extracellular matrix organization
Cellular component (GO): extracellular matrix
Molecular function (GO): metalloendopeptidase activity; zinc ion binding
Source: RefSeq, a predicted model, not a curated record
AUGAUCGCUGUGGUGCUGCUGCUGGCGCUGGCCGCCCAGUCCUCUGCUAAGCCUCUGUCAUCUGAAGACAUUGACAAGCAGCUUUUAGCUGAGAAAUACCUUCAUCGAUUCUAUGGCCUUCCAAGUGGUCUCCAAGGUAGACGGACGUCGUCAAAUUUCCUUCAAGCCAAGAUCAAGGAAAUGCAGAAAUUCUUCAAACUGGAGGUCACAGGGAAUCUAGAUGACAAUACUUUAGCAGUGAUGAAGGAGCCCAGAUGUGGCGUUCCAGACAUUGGGGAGUACAACCACUUCCCUCGACACCUCAAAUGGGAAAAUAACAACGUCACAUUCAGGAUAGUGAACUACACACCAGAUCUGAAGAAAGCAGAUGUAGACAAAGCCAUCCGCAGGGCUCUCAACGUUUGGGCUGACGUUACUCCUCUGACUUUUAAGAAGCUUUACGAGGGCAAUGCAGACAUUAUGAUCAGCUUUGGAUCAAAAGAGCAUGGAGAUUACAACCCAUUUGAUGGACCUGAUGGACUGCUGGCUCAUGCCUACCCUCCUGGCCAAGGCAUUGGAGGAGACACUCACUUUGAUGAGGAUGAACACUGGACCAAAGAUUCAUCGGCUUACAACCUGUAUAUAGUGGCAGCCCAUGAGUUGGGUCAUGCCCUGGGGAUGUCCCAUUCCACAGACCCAGGCGCACUGAUGUACCCCAUCUACACCUAUACUACAGGCUACCCGCUGGCUGAAGAUGACAUUGAAGGAAUUCAAGCCCUCUAUGGUCCAAACCCAAAUCCGAAGAAAGUGAAACCAAGGCCCGACGCCCCAAAAAAGUGUGACCCCGAGCUAACUUUUGAUGCUGUCACAGAGCUCAGAGGAGAAACCAUCAUCUUCAAAGACAGAUACUACUGGCGUAUUCAUCCUCAGAUGGUGGAGCCUGAAUUGACUCUGAUUAAGUCCACUUGGCCAUCUAUUCCCAAAAAAGUAGAUGCAGCUUAUGAGAACCCAGAGAAGGAUUUGGUUAUGAUAUUUAGUGGGAUCCAAAUGUGGGCUUUGAAUGGAUACAACCUUGUGGAUGGUUACCCAAAAUACAUUCAUAAACUUGGUCUUCCCAAGAGCAUCAGGAAAAUAGAUGCAGCCGUGCACAUCAAAGACACUGGAAAAACUCUGCUGUUCACCGAUGAAGACUACUGGAGCUAUGAUGAAGCAACAGGAACCAUGGACAGUGGCUACCCACGAUCCAUUGAGGAGGACUUUCCUGGAAUGGAGGAUGAGGUCGACGCUGCUACUUAUCACUAUGGAUACUUGUACUUCUUCCAUGAACACAUGCAGUUUGAGUACAGUUACAACUCAAAGAAGGUUAUUCGCAUCCAAAGGGCCAACUCCAUUCUCAACUGCUGAUAAGAAGGACCACAGAAUCCAGCGACGACUUAUAUUGAUUUCAAUUA